AACUAUAAUUCAAUUCAAUUCCAUCCCACUUCAUUGGUAGUUGACACCUACCGCCAUUAAAAUACUCCGGCAACGAACCGAUCAGCCGCCGGCUUCAUUCGUAGAUUUUGUUGGUUUCCUUUUGUCUGUCAUCCAUCCCCUUAGCCCUCAUGUCACGUCACUCAGAAGUUUUCUCACCCCUUUAUUUAUACUUUUUCAUAUCUUCUUCAACGUAAUAAGUUGGAAAAUGAACCCACAAGACCAAGUCAACUUCCACUCAUCUUGUAUCUUAUGUUUUCAAUUCUCUCUCAAACUGUCAUACUUUGUAUUUCACGUCUGGAAGAAUCGACAAACACCCACAACUUGGAGUCUUUAAUAAUCUUUCCUGCCGUCUGGGUUCAAUUGUUCAAAUUCCUGUGCCUUUUUAUCUUGCACACCAGGUGUUUGAUGAAUUGCCUCAACGAAAUCACAAGUGUUUUUUCUUGAAAUCUGGUAAGGGUGAUUACUUGAUUGCUUAAAGUUGAUUAAUUAAGCAUGAUCUUGGGAUAUAAAUCCGGGUUUUCGAUCCCGGGUGGGUGUUAAACCGUUACUCUGUUAGUCUUGUUUAUGUACAGUUUACUUGGUGAUAUUUUGUAAAAAGAUUUGUUUUUUUUUUUUUUUUUCAUCUGGGGUUGUUAAGAAAUGGAGGGUAAAGGUGUAUCUGAUGUGUAUGAUGGUUAUGAUGCUGAUGAGGCUAGUAGUAGUGUGACAAAAGAUUGUUUAACUUGUUCGGAGUUAUCGCACUCUACACGGAAAUUAAGUGUAAUUCUAGGUGAAUUUAAGGAGAAUAAGAUCAUGGAGGCGUCUCCGAUUAGAAAAGCUGUUGAAUCUCUUGAAACCGAGUUGCAAAAGGCAAAGGCUUUGGUUGCAAGUCCGCGUUAUGCGUCUUCACCGAACAAACGAAUCGAAGAAAUCACGGAAAAUCUUGGCAGAUCGAUAGGGCUUGUGUUGUUUGCUAGUCAUGAUGUGUCGAUGAACGGUAAAGAAAAACUCGAGGCGUUAAGGAGGGAAAUGAUGAGUGCUGCGCCGUUUAGUGCUGCAAGUUCUGACAGUAAAUCGGAUUUUCUGGAUGAUGUCGUAACAGAAGAAUAUGAUAAUAUCGUUGAGGAGAUAAUUGAAGAGGAAAAGGAUUUUUCGUGUUCUAGCGUUGAAGAUGUUGUUUUGUAUCUCAAGUGUGGAAACGAUGAACAGUUAAAAGUAGCACUUUUUGGUUUGAACACAUUGAUAAGUGACGGUACGACUUCUGGUGAAUGGAUUGAUACUGAAGGUGUUAUCCCAAUUUUGUUCAGUCGGUUGAGUUCUACAAAUUCAGUUAAUCGGUUGAGUAUCAUUAAAAAUCUGAGAAGCAUCGUUGCACAAAACGAUGAAAUCAAGGGCAAGAUGGCAGAGGUUGACUAUUUGUCAGCACUGGUCAAAUCAUUGGCUCGUGAUGAGGAUGAACGGAGGGAAGCGGUAGGCUUGUUAUCAACUCUGUCUGACGUGUCAGCUGUGAGAAGAAGGAUCGGAAGAAUUCAAGGAUGUAUCGUUAUGUUAGUUGCAAUUUUUAACGGUGAAGAUCAAACAGCUUCCGAUGACGCAGGGAAGUUGUUGGCCGCUUUAUCAAGCAAUACCCAAAAUGCACUUCAUAUGGCAGAAGCUGGUUAUUUCAAGCCACUAAUUAAGUACCUAACCGAAGGGUCCGACAUGAGUAAAAUUCUCAUGGCGACAGCGAUUUCAAGAAUGGAACUUCGAGACGAAACGAGAGCUUCCAUCGGAGAAGAUGGUGCAAUUCCUCCAUUGGUUAAAAUGUUCAAAGAAGGAAAACUCGAAGCUAAACUAUCAUCAUUAAGUGCACUACAAAACUUAUCAACUUUAAAAGAAAACACAAAAAGAUUAAUCAAUUCCGGAAUCGUACCCUCACUUCUACAACUCUUGUUCUCCGUGACAUCGGUUCUCAUGACUCUUCGUGAACCAGCUUCCGCCAUAUUAGCACGGAUCGCUAAAUCCGAUGAUAUGCUUGUAAACCACGAUAUUGCUCUUCAAAUGUUCUCGCUUCUCAAUCUUUCAAGUCCCAUUAUUCAAAUUCACCUCUUGGAAGCUUUAAACAGCAUCAUUUCUCAUCCGAGGGCAUCGAAAGUUAGACGAAAAAUGAAAGAAAACGGUUCGAUUCAACUUCUUUUACCCUUUCUUACCGAAUCGAAUCCUGAAAUUAGAAUUGGUGCCUUCAGUUUUAUCUACACUUUGUCUAAAGAGUUAUCCGAUGAACUUAUGGAUCAACUGGGAGAAACUCAUGUUCUUACGAUUGUAAACACGCUCUCAUCUUCAACGUCUGAUAAUGAAAAGGCGAUCGCUGCUGGGAUUCUGUGUAAUAUUCCGGUUACCGACAAGAAAGCUACAGACAUACUCAAAAAGGCGAAUCUAUUACCUGUUCUUGUGUCAAUCAUGAGCUCAAAACAGGCGAAUUCGACGAAUUCAACGACCCCGUUAUCGUCAGAGUUGAUCGAGAAUAUCGCAGGGGUAUUGAUUAGAUUUACGAUCACGACGAAUGUAAAGCUGCAGCUUUAUGCAGGUGAAAAUCGAGUAAUUCCCGUUCUUGUAAAGAUUCUGUCUGACGGGCCAAUAAUUGCGAAAUGUAGAGCUGCAACUUCGCUAGCUCAGCUAUCGAGGAACUGUUUAAACCUCAGAAAGUCAAAAAAGUCAACGUGGCUAUGUGUUCAUCCUUCUAAAGAAGCCUUUUGCGAAGUUCAUAACGGUUACUGUUUUGUGAAAACCACUUUUUGUUUGGUGAAAUCCGGUGCGGUUUCCCCGUUGAUUAAAAUCUUGGAAGGUGAUCAACGGGAAGCUGAUGAAGCGGUUCUCGAGGCUUUAUCGACUCUUUUGCAAGACGAAAUAUGGGAAAACGGGUGUGGGUUUCUUGAAAAAGUGGCGGGAAUUGAAGCGAUUAUAAAAGUGAUGGAGUUCGGGAGUGUAAAGACUCGAGAGAAAGCUGUUUGGAUAUUGGAACGGGUUUUUCGGGUCGAAGAUUAUCGAGUGAAAUAUGGAGCAAUGGCACAGGUUGUGUUGAUUGAUCUUGCACAGAAUGGUGAGGCACAGUUGAAACCAACAGUUGCAAAGUUAUUAGCACAACUUGAACUCUUGCAGUUUCAGUCUGAUUACUUUUGAUUUAAAAUAUUUCUUUUAUAAAAUUUAAAUUACACAGAUUGGAUAUUUGAUUAUUUUUUUCAACUUCUUGUCAUCCCAUAAUCAUUUUUGGUGUCUUGAUUUUCUAUACAAAGUGUGUGUUACUGGAUUGUACUGUACAAAUAUGUGAAAGUUAUAUUGUUUUCAGAGAUUGAUUGAAGAAAAAUAUUGCAUUUUUUGAACAAAAGAAGUUUUAUGUAUUAUUUGGAUGA
Messenger RNA from Helianthus annuus (common sunflower), 3389 nucleotides. Its product is annotated as U-box domain-containing protein 44. Bases 661 to 3159 code for a protein of 832 amino acids. Gene Ontology annotation, molecular function: protein binding. NCBI's taxonomy places the organism in Eukaryota, Viridiplantae, Streptophyta, Magnoliopsida, Asterales, Asteraceae. The record is from RefSeq and is a predicted model, not a curated record. The transcript has 3 exons.